AUGACCUUCGGUGUACAAUUUCAGGUGAAGAGCGUCGCAAUUAUUGGUGCCGGUCCUUCUGGUCUAGCAGCACUCUAUGAACUACUGCACACUUCUAGGGAGGGUACUUCCUCCGUGGGCGGUGCCUCAAGUGAGAGCCCUGCUUUCGAAGAAGUAGUAGUAUUUGAGCAAAAGAACAAAAGUGGAGGAAUUUGGGCACCAUACUACGAUGAUCCAGGAUAUCUCCUGCCACCCCAGGAUUUACUGGAGACUUCUCAAUAUAACAAUCCAGAUGUGAUCCAUCCUAAAGUGAAGCCUCCAAAGGGUAUUGAUGAAGCUACAUUUGAAAAGCCGAUUGAAGUUGAAGUUGCUGAUAGGGAACAGAAACUCCAAUGGGCCGCUAGUGGUGUAUAUGCUGAUUUAUUCACUAAUAUCCCUAGUAGAUUUAUGAGGUUUUCCUAUCUUCCAAAUCCUCAUAAUUCUAAGGAAAACAAUAUUUACCCUUUUAUUACCAAUCAAGAGGUAGAAUCUAGACUGAAUAACCUCAUAAAUGAAAACGAUCUGGAGAAACACAUUCGAUUGAAUUCUCAUGUAGAUAGUGUGGAGAAACUUGGCCAAAAAUGGGUUGUUACUGUCAAAGAAACGGGAGGUAGAAAAGCUAAAUGGUAUCGACAAUCUUUUGACGCAGUUAUCGUCGCCAACGGACAUUAUACUGUCCCCUACAUUCCCAAAACACCUGGGUUGGCGGAGUUCAACAAAGCCCACCCAGGUUCAAUAAUUCAUAGCAAGGCGUACCGGGAUCCUUCUAUAUUUGAUGGCAAAAAAGUUCUGUUUGUUGGAGGAUCUAUAACUUCCUUAGACCUUGUAAAGUAUGCAUUUCCCAGGGCUUCUCAAGUGACUAUUUCAAAAAGAGGGCCUCAUUUGGUUUUUCCGUAUAUCAAUGCAGCUUCUGAGUCCCAAGGGAUUGUGACGAAACCAACGAUUGAUAGAUUCGAUGCUAGUUCCAAAAGUGUCACCUUCUCAGAUGGCACGAAGGGUGAGUAUGAUCUAAUAAUAUUAGCAACUGGUUACCACUAUCAUUAUCCCUUCUUAAGGGACGCGUUAAAAGUGAUUGAUCCUUCCAACUUGUCAAGGGUUAAGGGACUUUAUUUGGAUGUUUUUUCCAUGAAAGAUCCAACAUUGGCUGCACUUUCGGUUUCUGUCACUCCGUUAAACUUCCAUGCCAUCGAGUCAGAAGCGAUGGCGAUUGCUGGUGUGUGGUCAAAUGCCAAAGCAUUACCAUCCAUAGAGGAUCAAUAUAAGUGGGAGAAUAAAAGAGUGGAAGCUACUGCGGAUAACUUAUUUUUCCACUACUACGAUCAUGAACAUUUAGUUCCAGACUUGGUCGAUAAGCUAUUUGAGCUGGCCCCCAAGAAGAGACAGCAUCCUCUACAGGAGGAUGGUAAGUUUCUUUCCGAAAUCGACGAAGCUUAUGCAUAUCAGGAGCUUUUGUUCUACCAAUUCAAACAUGGUUAUUUGAAUUCAGAUGAUAUGCAUGAAAGCUUUUCUAAGUUGUCGUUAUCCCUUCAAUAG
This is a messenger RNA of Komagataella phaffii GS115, 1551 nucleotides long. RefSeq names its product mitochondrial inner membrane protein. Bases 1 to 1551 code for a protein of 516 amino acids. NCBI's taxonomy places the organism in Eukaryota, Fungi, Ascomycota, Pichiomycetes, Pichiales, Pichiaceae. The record is from RefSeq and is a predicted model, not a curated record. Gene Ontology annotation, molecular function: N,N-dimethylaniline monooxygenase activity; NADP binding; flavin adenine dinucleotide binding. The transcript has a single exon.